AAGAGUUUAUAUUAUCAUUUCCUUCAUAUUUUAUUAUAAUUUCCCGUAUUUUGAGUUAUUUUAAUUGCCAAUUUUGGUCACAAAAUGUCCCUUUCGCGGCAUUAAAGUCUCGUAUCACGCCAGAAAUUGCCGAAAAUCAGUACUUGAGAUUGCACGAUGAGCGACGUUACACGUCCCGUUCCAGCGCCGCGUCGCACAAAACAAAAGUUAGAAGCCGAUGAAACUGAUAACAAUCGUUUUACAAAGUACGAGAAUGUGGUAUUAGUCAACAAAAGUGACGAUGAUAAGUCCGCACCCACACAAAAAGCGGAAGUUUAUGAAAAUGUGCAGCUGCUAAAGGCGAACGACAUCAAAAUUUCAGAAAAAAUUGAGCAAAAAAGUGAAAAACUUGAAGAAAGUGUGAUAAAAAUCGAAGAAAAAUUGGAAAAUUUAACGAAUGUGCCAAAACCCGCACCUCGUAAAAAAGUUUCCGCAUCAAAAGAAGGCACUCCAACAGCUGAUGAACCCGAAAAAGUGCCCGACAAGACUGAAAAACACGAAGAAAAUGUCGUACGUUCAACGGGAGCGAUUCGAAAAGUACCCGUGCCUCCCGAAAUUCCGCAUAAAAAAUUAUCUUCGAGUCAAAGUUACGACCUUUCAAGCAGUAAUGGACGUCUCGAGCGCAGUAAUAGCAUCCAUUCAUCAAAUAGCGGCGCCAGCAUGGACAGUUCGACACUUUAUAAGACAUCAUCGCCGAAAGAUUUGCUGAAAUCCAUUGGAGCAACAUCGAAAUUGCUCUCAGAAUCGUUGACGGAACGGGCAAAACACAAAAUCGACAAGAAUUAUCGUCGAUCAAAGGAGAAAAUGGAGUCUUGGACCCUGGAAAAGAAGAAAACUGCACAAAAAAAGUUGAAAAAACUCACCCCAAAUAGCAUUUUGCGGAAUAAAAAGCACGAAAUUGACUCCGAAACGGACUCGUCGCGAAUGAGUCUGCCGGUUAAUGAUUCUGUUGUGUUCCGCGACUUGAGUUUUACGAGUCCAUUGAGUAGCAAAGCGAAUAAUAUCGAGGAUUUGAGUCGCUUGAGCAUGUAUGAAGUCCCAAAAUUGAGUCGCAGGGUAAAGGAGCCUCUUCCAACGUACGAGGAAGUUGUCAAAAACGACGAAAACUGGGACCGCUUGGAUUUCAAAAGAAACGAUUUAACAACAAAAAGCUUGUCUAAGCUCAAUAACAAGAAAUCGAACGUAGAACAGACGAGUUUGACACGAAUCAAGAGCGAAACGAACGUUUUAGAUGCAAUUGCUUCAGUUUCGUCUUCGAGCACGUCGUCUAUCGAUAGCAUUCCAUGCCCGAAUUAUCCGGCGCCCGUUUUGCCCGGCACUGACGGGAUUUACGGGAAAAUUAAAAAGUUACCCAAACGCAUUUCUGAUGACGAGGAUGACUCGGAUGAGGAAGUUUUGUUGAGAGAAAAGCCAGAAUACACGGGAACUGUUCGUGCGACUUAUGAUGUCAAUGAGAGCUUGUCAUAUCCAUCGUCGAACAUCAGUAAAUGGUCGUAUAUUGAUCAAAGUGCCUUGGAAAAUGAUUCGAGCUCGCCGGAGCCUGUUUAUGCGAAUAACGAGAGCAGUUCCGCUUUACUUUACGAGAAAUUAAGUGAGAUGCAGACGAAUUUGUUGCAUCCGGUGGCUUCAACUUCCGUCACAGAGCGAAUUGAGACCACCCGAGAUGACAUGAACAACAUUUUAGACGCGAGUUUUGAAGUUGUGCAAGAAUUUGAUCCGUUAUUGCAUCCAAAAACGGACAGUUUGAACCUCAUUGAGAACCUGAUGAGCGGCGAUAAUUAUACAAAUGUUCAAAUUGUGCGUGGCAGCAACAAAGACAGCUCCGAUGGCGACAGUAUUCAAUCGGAAAACCUUCCAACGCCUCCUGAGAGGUUCGAUUCGUUGCCCCAACCAUCCGCAGAGGAAGAAACCAAGGUCAAAACGCCUCCCUUACCACUCUCGUUGCUGCGAAAGAAGAAAAAAGAUCCUGCGGAGAAGAAGCCCUCCAUGAUAAUUCAUCAAAAUUUGUCCUUAAGAGCGGAUAGUACCGAGAAUUUAUGCGAUGAGGCAUCCGUUGUUCCAUAUUUAGCUAAAAUUGAGGACCCCGUAGUCGCUAAUGAGGUCGAUUUGCGUAAACCCCAUAAGAAAACUACCAUUUGGCAUGAUCUCAGUGACGAUCCCAGCAUCUUUGAGAAGAGUACGAGCAUCGAUCCCGUCAACGUUAGUGCAACAAAGACGGAAAAAGUGACAAAAUCGAUGAUUCCAAUCAUUCCUCCAGCUCCAACGGCAACAAAUAACAACAAUACAGACGAAAUUCUGCCGACAUAUGAUGAAGCAAUGGCUUUAGGACUUGCCCCCAGCCCAUCUACAUCUUCGAUAAGCUUCAAAAAUCGUUUCGUCAACUUGCUGGGCAACAUCAAACGUCGUCCAAGCCUGAAACAAUCAAAACCUGAGGUACGAACACUGUUGGAAAUGGUCCCAAAACCACCGUUAAAUGACAAAUACAUUUCUCAUCGUGGUCAUUUACUGAAAUUACCCAGCGGAGCCUUAGAAGAUCUCAUGAAGGAACUUAGUCAGAGGUACUUUGAGAUAAGAGAUCAAAAACUCGUGACUUUUCAGGACCAAAAUAUGACCCAGAUCAAGGAAACGUUCCCUUUGAAGUUCAUUACGAGCAUCCAAACGGUCAUUAGUAACAAAUUCAACUCGGAAAGUGGCGUCGAAUUGCAUUGUUUUGAGAUAAAUGUCGCAAUUCCGAAAAUGUCUCCCAAUACCACGAUGACAAAUGCGAAUUUGAUACUGACAACUGGCAACAAUGGGAAUGUAAAGACACAGAAAUCGAGUUAUAUCUAUGGAUUACAUCGAAAAACUGAACGAAAUUCGGUUAUGAAAAAGAUUUUGGAGUCCUUCAUCGAUAAAUUUCCCGAAAAUUAUACUUCUGAGUUCACGCGCUGUGGUUGGUGUUACAUGAAAAAAUCAAUUUCUUCAGAAUGGACUGGCGCCUGGUUGUUAUUGUGUCGUCGCCGCUUGCUUUUCUACAAUUUCACCGAUAAAAUAAUCGAAAAUUUAGAUUUACGCAAAGCUCGUCUACUUACAAUGAAGGAAAAUGACGAUAACAGCAUCUCGAAUUUGCAUGUCGAGAAAGGUCCGUGCUUCUUAAUCGAUUGUCCGCCGUACACGACGCUGUAUCUGAUCAUGGAUUCAUCGAAAGAGACCAAAAUGUGGAAGAAUAUCGUCAAAGAUGCCGCACAUUCCAACGGAUCGACACUCAAGCAGCAGCAACUCACGAAAGAUAAUGUUCCCGUCUUAAUCGACAAGUGCAUCAACUUUAUUUAUGCUUAUGGGUCCAUGACGGAAGGCAUUUAUCGUAAAGUUGGAUCAGCAUCGAAUGUUCAAAAGUUGCUUAAACAAUUCAGAACUGAUGCAUUUGCCGUGGAAUUGACCCGUGGCGAGUAUAGUGAACACGACGCGUCAAGUUGCCUGAAGAAAUUCAUGCGAGAUUUGCCAACUCCGCUACUUGGGCUUCAAAGUAUGCAAUUUAUCGCCGUUUCUGAUAUGAGAAAUGAACAGGAAAAGGUCAAAUGUUACCAAGAAUUGCUCGAAAGACUUCCCUCCGUGGAAUAUCAAACACUAAAAAAGAUCGUGGGACACUUGCAUUUCAUCGAAUCGCAAAAAAUCCGCAACAAAAUGAACAUUGACAACCUUUCCAUGGUAUGGGGACCAACAUUGAUCCGAAAUCCACAAUGCGAAGAAGUCCAAUAUUCGCAAAAGGAAUGCGAUGUCAUCAAAGAUUUGAUUCAACAUUUCAAGGCAUUGUUCCCGCUCACAGGAGAAGAAGUGCGAAAGGAACAAAUUAUGCUCUCUGUAUUGAAAAAAUAUCAUGAAGCGGCGGAAAAUCUCUCAGAUGUCAAAAAAUCCGGCGAUUUAAGGAUAUGGAUUGCAGUCGACGCUAAUCCAGAAAAUCCUGAGGAAGAAAAAUUGCAAGUAAAUGUCACUUUGACGCCUUUAAAGACAGUUUAUGAGGUUUGUAAGGAACUUAGUCCCAAAUUGAAGCUUGAGGCGUACAAAACAACUCUCGUGGAAAUCAUCAACAACAAAGAAUUGGAACGUCCCAUGCAUUACAAUGAAAAAGUUCUUGAUACUGUAUGCAGAUGGACAAACUGGUCCGAAGAAGAUCGCAAAAACAAUUGUCUCAUAAUUCGCCCUACAAAAUUCCUGUAUGAAAUUGAACGUUGCUUAUCUACACAACCAACUCUCACGCCAAACAGCGAACUAAAAUUCGCAGAUCGCAAAUCGAAGAACCUAAAACCGUUCAUUCUUGAAUUAACGGACUCUAGAAUUACGGUUAUGAAGCGCGAAAAGCAAAAUGUCGUAAAAGUCAAGGAUAUUAGCUUGAAUCAAGUGACGGCAUACAUUGGCUGUGAAUCGAAACGCGAACAAAAUUUGAGAUGGGCGAUUACUUUGAUCGAAAGUGACUUUAAAAAGCGCACAAAAGACUCCCCGUACUCUGGCUUAGUAUUCGGCGGUGACGUUUACAGCGAUUUAAUUUUAUGGUAUUCAAGUAUCAUUCACAGUUUGCACAAAAACGAUUUACUGCCGCAGCCAGAUUUGGUGAUUCCCUGAAGUAUGUAGUAACGUUUUGUGUUCAAAUUGCUUAUUUUAGCAUUUUUCCGUAGGCAAUAUUAGUUUAAAAUUUGUAUUUAGUCGAAUAUUUUUUCGACAAAUUAUAUGUACGUUAGAAAAUUUGUAUUUUGUAUAAAAAAAAGAAAUUAUUUUAAAAUAAAAUUAAAAAAAAAUUUUCAAGUGAUAUUGAAGGACUUUUUAUUAAG
This is a messenger RNA of Culicoides brevitarsis, 4844 nucleotides long. RefSeq lists its product as uncharacterized. Gene Ontology annotation, biological process: signal transduction. NCBI's taxonomy places the organism in Eukaryota, Metazoa, Arthropoda, Insecta, Diptera, Ceratopogonidae. Gene Ontology annotation, molecular function: phosphatidylinositol-3,4,5-trisphosphate binding. Bases 157 to 4638 code for a protein of 1493 amino acids. The record is from RefSeq and is a predicted model, not a curated record. Gene Ontology annotation, cellular component: cytoplasm. The transcript has 5 exons.